AUUUGAACCAUUUGGUGGUUACUUUUUGCUUUUGCUAAGCCCAUGUUUGAGUUUGUCGUCUGAAGGUGACAAUUUAAAACUUCAAGGUUGACGUCAGUUCCCUAGGUUUUUAGGAGCAUACUCUGAAAAGUGCAAUGUUGCGGAUGGUUACAAUGAAAUAUUUAAGCUUAUUCAUUCUGGCAUUUCAAAAUCUACUUUAUAUUCUGUGUAUGCGUCAUGCAAGAUCACGACCAACCGAAAUGUUCAACUCUUCAUCUUUGGUAAUAAUGAGCGAAUGUUUGAAAUUCUUGACAUGUGUAUCAGUUCUAAGCAUUACUGGGAAUUUAAAAAACUGUUUAAAACUCAUACAACACAAUCCACUAGAUGUUUUAAUGACUUUUAUACCCGCUAUAAUAUAUGUCAUUCAAAAUCGUCUUCUUAUAACAGCUUUGAGUAAUUUAGAUGCAGUCACAUUUCAGUUUAGGUGGCUUAUCAGUUGAAAUUGUUUACUACAGCAUUAUUCAGUAUGCUUAUUCUUCGGAAACCGGUUAGUAAAAUGCAAUGGUUUGCUUUGGUUUUAUUGUUUAUUGGAGUUGCAACAGUUGAAAGUCCCGUUAAUUCUAAUAAAACUAAUCACCCACCUAUAGCAUAUAAUCCUCCAUUAGGAUUAUUUUGUGCUGUAUGGGCAUCCAUAUUGUCUGGUUUGGCAUGUGUAUUUUUUGAAAUGCUUCUGAAAAAUACCAACAAAUCUAUAUGGCAUCGUAAUAUUGAGUUAGCUUUUGCAUCAAUUAUCAUUGGUAUACCUGUACAACUAUUGACCGAUUGGACUGAUAUUACACAAAAUGGCUAUUUUCAUGGCUUUGAUUGGUUUGUUUGGAUAGUUGUAUUUCUACAUGCAUUCGGUGGUUUAUUAGUAGCUUUAGUAGUUAAAUAUGCUAACAAUAUUCUUAAAGCAUUCGCCUGUUGCGUGUCAAUUAUUUUAUCAUGUGCAUUCUCUGUUGUAUUCCUUGGGAUGCAUUUGAGUAAUAGUUUCAUUUUUGGCACAUUAACUGUUAUCAUAUCAUCUAUUGUGUAUUCUAGUUAUCCUCCGAAAAUAAAUGCUCGAUAGAAAUUCGUAUUAUUGCUUUUCAUUAAUUUAACAAUGUUACAAUAAUUUUAGUCUUUUUGUCCAACUCUACAUUUAACCUCCCAAUAUUUUGUUUACAUUUUUCAAACUACUUUUAAGUAGUAUUAAUGAGUAUGAAAUUUCAGAGAGAACUCAUCUCCAUGUUUGUUCAUUCUUUAAAAUAUUUUGUAAUAAUUACUCUUCAGGAAAUUCUAAGUUGAGCUUUCAUUAACAACUAUGUUUAAUUAUCUUUAUAGUAGAUUUUUUUGUAUUUUUCGUACAUAUAGUUUCAUCCAAUUAAUUAUGCAAUAACGAUUCG
This is a messenger RNA of Schistosoma haematobium, 1403 nucleotides long. It is a transcript of the gene GMS1, whose product is annotated as UDP-galactose transporter Gms1, variant 2. Gene Ontology annotation, molecular function: UDP-galactose transmembrane transporter activity. Lineage: Eukaryota; Metazoa; Platyhelminthes; Trematoda; Strigeidida; Schistosomatidae. Gene Ontology annotation, cellular component: Golgi membrane. The record is from RefSeq and is a predicted model, not a curated record. The transcript has 5 exons. Gene Ontology annotation, biological process: pyrimidine nucleotide-sugar transmembrane transport. Bases 506 to 1087 code for a protein of 193 amino acids.